UCUGUCACAGCUCCUCUGGACUUUACUCUGAGCAGGAUCAAACCUCGGUGGCAUUAUCGGACAAUGGAUAUGAAGCUAUUGGCUCUCGUGGCAGCACUCACGGUGCUGAUGUAUGCACCUCCAUCACAAGGAAAGCCCAUCAGUCUGGUGGAGAGAUGCUACUGCCGCUCAACAGUCAACAGCCUCCCACGAGGCUACAUCCGAGAGCUCAGGUUCAUCCACACACCAAAUUGCCCCUUCCAAGUGAUUGCCAAGCUGAAGACAAACAAAGAGGUGUGUGUGAACCCAGAGAUCCGGUGGCUGCAGCAGUACCUGAAGAACGCCAUCAACAAGAUGAAGAAAUCCAAACAGGGCAACUAAAAAAACCCUACAGAGAUCCUCCUGAGGCAUCACUGAGGGUUUGAACCAUCACAUCUUUGUAACAUGUGAUAUGAGAUCAUCUGGUAUGUUGAUCAGCACUUAUCCGGGCCGCCACGCUGCAGCCUCUUGCAUGGAAUAAACCUACAAGUCUUCAUCGUGAACACCAAACCACCAGCUCUGUCGCUGUCUUCACCAUCACCACAUUCAUCACUUAUAGAUUUGUAAAAGUUAUUAGUGCAAAGUGCAAUUAUAUCUGUGAGUGUAUGUUUUCUAACUAUACUGUAUAUACUUUUUUGUUAAUGGACAUCAACAGUAAAGAGAUAUUUUUGGAGAUUUUGGCGUCCGUCUGGCCUCUCUGUCACUGAAGAAAAAGGGAUCGACCUCGGGGUCAAAGUGUUUGAUGUUGGCUGGAGGAUUUUCUCUACAACAAACAUCCUACUUGCAAGUAGCAGAGUCUUUUUAUGUGCUAAAACAGCAGACUCUGGAAUUUUUAUAUCUAAUCCUAAACAUGGGAUCUGCUUAUCCUGAUCCUCUGAUUUUAAAUUGUACAAAAUGAACAACAAUGUAUAGUUUCUCUUCUAAAAACGAGCCAAGCCGCCGAGGUCGUAUUUCAUGUUUCAAGUUAAUUGGCACCCUGGAAUUUCAAUGGCUGCCAGCUCCCCCCAGACUGAAUAUAAGAUAUAUAAAAGAUCCUAGUAAAAAUGUCUAUUACAAUGUUUUUGUGAUGGAAAUUAGGAUGCCAAAAGAGCUCGAGCAUUUCCUGAGCUGCUCUGUGGCUGUGUGAUUAUGCGACUCUGUGUUUCCCAACACGCCUUUUAUUUUUUUUCAUUCUUAGAGAAAAGCUGAACAUCUGGAUCCCAAAACAUUUUAAUUGAGCGACCAAUGAGUCGAAAUUUACUGGAAUCAUAAAGCUGUGUCUCUUAACAAGAGCUGUUGAGAACAAAUGGUGAUGCUCGCAGAUCACACUCUGACCAAAUUGCUAUCUAAAAGAUAAACUCAUGUCAGCUGGAUUCUGAUUGAAAUAAACCCUAAGUAUGAAUGUCCAUUUCAAAGAAGGGUGUACUAUAAAUUGAAUAACAGUUACCACACCAGUAGUUAAAACACUAUGUUAUAUUGAGAGCCACAGUAGAGAAAGUAUUACUGAUAUUAAUGAGUAAAUGUAAAGAGAUGUGACUGCCUACAACCGUCAUGCAGAUAGCAAUGCACUUUAUAUCUGAUGUAUUCAUGUUUUAACAACAAAAUUUACUAUUACUCACUAAGUCUGAUCAUUAAAUUCAGUCUUUUGUCUUUUUUAUGUUAAUCAUGGUGUUUUCAUUCUGUUCUUUUUUGAUCAUUGAAUGUGUAGCUGCAUUUAACUGUUAAGUCUGGGAGAUAUAUUCAUUUAAAGGGACAGUUCAGCCCAAAAUCAAAAAUCCAUAUUUUUACUCUGACCUGUAUUGCUUUUUAUCUCUGUGUGUGAGUUGCUGAGUGUUGGAGGUAUCGGCCGUACAGAUAACUGCCUCCUCUCCAAUGGAACUUAAUAGCACUUGGCUUGCACCAAAAAAUAAAAUUGAAAAACUCAAAACCAGUGUCUCUCUCUAGAAAUCAUGACAUGGUUACUAUUAGGAAUCGGCAAACAAGUUUUUAAAAUUUGUUUUGGUGCUUUGAGCCUAAAAAAGCCAAGAGCUGUUUAGUUCUAUUGUACUUGAGGGAAGGCAGACAUAUCCACGGCCAAUAUCUCCAACACUAUGCAACUCACAAAACAAACUACACUGAAAAAUAGAAAUAUUUUCCCUAAGAGAAAAAAAAGCGUUUUUGAUUUUGGGGUUGACCUGUCCCUUUAAAUCUCCUUGUCACAUGUAAAAUUAAUAUUAUACAAAUGUUUUAUUUUUGUACUCUUUUGUGCAUUUAUACAUUAAAUCUAAACAUUUAAAUGAAGGAACUGUACUCUCACAUUUGAAUCAUCCAGCCAACGUUUUAUUGUAAAACUUGUAUACACUUGGUCGUUAAAAGAAAAAAAAAGGAAAUCUUUAAAAUGUUAUGGUUACUAUUGUAAUGUGUGCAGCCAGGUCGUAAUACAUACACACACUUAUACCCACUGAUGCACACACACAGUUCAGUUCAGUGAGCUUUUCCAGAGCCAACACACAGCUGCUGUAAUCUCACUAUACCGGCGGGUCAGAGGGUAAAUCUGAAGACUUUGAUGAGUGAACAUGUGUUUAGCUUUACUCACAAGGGCAAAUAAAGGCAAGGACAAUGAUCCAGCCUGUUAUUUAGUUAUUAACUCAACAAGCGGCCAUUAGGAAAACAUUAGAGCUAAAAGGGAUGAACUUUUAACUUCCCUCUGAGGGCAUAAUGUGAGGCGGAGCACAGUAGUUUGUGUGAUGAGAGUGGUCCGCUGAUUGAAACAUCAGGCAGAGAUAAAGGACUGUGAGUGGCACUGCACCACCCGUUCUGCUGUGUUUAGUGAUUAGCUUUGAGGUCUGGUUUAAGGGGGAUGAAAGCAGCACUCUUGUGUGAGAUAAAGCCAUUGAUUCAGCCACUUGGUGUUCCAAUUCAGAGUUCAAAUUAAUCAGAUAUAAUCACUGUAUGAGCUGACUGUGUUAAACUGGUAUCACUGCAGGAAUCUGCAGGUAGCAGAAUUAUUUUCAUCCCUAAGUAAUGUGAAGAGUGGACAGUUUGUCUCAUGUGACAUCAAAGUGUUAACUAUUUGUACUCUGAAUAAUAGCUUUUUAUUAAAACAUUUGUUCACUGAGAAUAUUUCAAUUAAACUUAAAAUUGCUCAC
Molecule: messenger RNA, 3125 nt
Organism: Centropristis striata (black sea bass)
Lineage: Eukaryota; Metazoa; Chordata; Actinopteri; Perciformes; Serranidae
Gene: cxcl12a
Product: chemokine (C-X-C motif) ligand 12a (stromal cell-derived factor 1)
Exons: 4
Coding region: 64-360 (98 amino acids)
Biological process (GO): positive regulation of cell migration; immune response; chemokine-mediated signaling pathway
Cellular component (GO): extracellular region
Molecular function (GO): chemokine activity; chemoattractant activity
Source: RefSeq, a predicted model, not a curated record